Molecule: messenger RNA, 1548 nt
Organism: Dioszegia hungarica
Lineage: Eukaryota; Fungi; Basidiomycota; Tremellomycetes; Tremellales; Bulleribasidiaceae
Product: putative endoplasmic oxidoreductin 1 precursor
Exons: 8
Coding region: 1-1548 (515 amino acids)
Biological process (GO): protein folding in endoplasmic reticulum
Cellular component (GO): endoplasmic reticulum; endoplasmic reticulum membrane
Molecular function (GO): protein-disulfide reductase activity; FAD binding; thiol oxidase activity
Source: RefSeq, a predicted model, not a curated record
AUGCUGCUCUCCCAGCUCAUCAUCCGCCUCGGUAUAGCCGCUGCUGUAGCCCCAGCAUUGGGCUUCCAGUCCCUAGACAGCAAGCGCGCGAAAAACGUCCUCGAACCGAAGCGCGAGGGCUACUGCUCGCCCUCUGGACCGAUCGAGUCGACGCAUUGCCUAUAUGAGACAGUAGAAACGCUCAAUGCGGACCUCUACCCCGCUCUGAAUCGUCUCGUCCACUACCCCUUCUUUCGACAUUACAAGGUGGACCUGUUCAGGGAAUGUCCAUUCUGGCGGGAAAAUGGAUUCUGUAUGAAUCGGGAUUGCGGAGUCAUGGCUGCGGAUGAGGCGGAUAUACCAGAGAAAUGGAGAGCCAAGGCACUGGGAGAGAUUCGAUCAGGGCAGGACGAGUCGAGCUGUUAUUUCCGGGAUCAGGACUUUUGCUAUAUCGAGGAUGAUACCACGCAAGAUGGGGAAUAUAUUGAUCUUUCGCUGAACCCGGAACGCUUCACGGGGUACGCUGGAGAUUCCGCACACCAGGUCUGGCGGGCGAUCUAUGAGGAGAACUGUUUUGGGCUGUCCGAGGCGGGCGCGGCUGCUGCUCCUAUCGGGUUCAGCAAGCUCAGCGAGGGGUGGGGAACAGAGAUGGUCAAGCAGGACGAAGAGUGCGAGGAGAAGAGGGUGUACUAUCGGAUCAUAUCUGGCCUCCAUGCGUCCAUCUCACUGCAUAUAUGUCAGGAAUAUCUCGAUCAGGCGACGGGCGAGUGGUCGCCCAACCUGCAGUGCUUUGUGUCCCGACUCGGCGCGCAUCCCGAGCGAUUGUCUAAUGUCUACUUCAACGCGCUGCUUCUUAUGCGAGCCGUGGCGAGAGCGGCUCCGUAUCUCGAGCAAUACGACAUUUCGGUAGCCCCUCCUUCAAGGAUACAGGAGUCGGACCGCACAAAGGAACUACGCAAGGGCGAUGAGGAGGCGAAGCGGUCCCUGGCGGACGUGAUCAGGCUGGCAGGUGGGAAGGGCGUCGAGCGUGGCUUUGACGAAGCGGACUUUUUCAACGGUGCAGAUGCUAUGAUCCUCAAGGACCAGUUCAAGAACCACUUCCGGAAUGUGUCCCGCAUCAUGGACUGUGUCGGCUGCGACAAGUGCAGGCUAUGGGGGAAGCUGCAGGUGUCCGGGCUGGGGACGGCACUCAAGAUUCUUUUUGAGCUGGACGAGAAGGCCCUAAACCCCAAAAUCAACCCCGACCUGCUCCAGCGGUCCGAGGUCGUCGCGCUCUUCAACACCCUACACCGAACGAGCGAAUCCCUCGCGGCGGUGGAGCAAUUCAGGCAGAUGUACAAGGAUACCCAGGACGCCGAGGCAGCAGCGGCAAAGGUGCGAGCAGAGCAAAAGCCCAAGCCAAAGAAGAAGCGCAAGGUGAGUACGCCGCCAAUUUCAGCGACCGGAAUCUUGAUCUCCGCUUUUGAAGCAUUGCGGCGGAACUGUAAAGGCUGCUUGGAGCUAUGCUGGCGGUCCAUCUCACAGGGGCGGCUGCGCGUCUUGAAGGUUGUGCGGAGAAUAGAGCUUUAG